Rotaria sordida is the source of this 453-nucleotide messenger RNA. The record is from the annotation of a GenBank genome assembly. NCBI's taxonomy places the organism in Eukaryota, Metazoa, Rotifera, Eurotatoria, Philodinida, Philodinidae.
AUGUCUAAAUUAAUUUAUCGUCUUAUCGGUAUUUUCACAUGUAAUACAGGACCAUAUAAUGGUCGUUAUUCAUCAGCUAAUCUUCAUGAUAAUGGAGUAUGGUAUCAAUCAACAUAUGGUCUUUUAGAAAAUGAUGGACCAUGCCAGAAUUGGUGUGUUCAAAGACCAUUUAUAUCAUUUCAAAAUGAUACAGAUAAUUUAUUUAAUCAAUCAAGUUAUAAUAGACAGAAAAUCAAAUAUGGUGCAUUACAUUUUGUUGAUUUCGACGAUAUUGAUAAAGCACAACCAUUAUUUACAUUUACAAAUAAGACUGGUACAGUAACAGUAUCAUAUAUACCAGCAUUAGAAAAAUGUUUAAUGGUUAUUAGUAUAGCCUCCUAUCCAGGUAUUUGUUCAAUGGUCAAAGAAUUUGAUAUUUAUAUAUUAGAAUCAAAUUACAUAGAAGAUUCAUGA